Messenger RNA from Carica papaya (papaya), 978 nucleotides. It is a transcript of the gene SC35, whose product is annotated as serine/arginine-rich splicing factor-like protein, putative. The record is from RefSeq and is a predicted model, not a curated record. NCBI's taxonomy places the organism in Eukaryota, Viridiplantae, Streptophyta, Magnoliopsida, Brassicales, Caricaceae. Gene Ontology annotation, molecular function: RNA binding.
AAGGAAUCGGGAAGGUUCUGCUCUGUUUUCUUCUCCUCCACAAACCCUAACCCUAAUCCUCUACUUCUCUUCUAUCCUCUUCGUCUUGGAGGGAAACCAUGUCUCACUUUGGGAGAUCAGGUCCCCCGGAUAUCACAGAUACCUACUCUCUACUCGUUCUUAACAUCACCUUCCGUACGACUCCUGAUGAUCUCUUUCCGCUAUUCGAUAAAUAUGGCAAGGUCGUCGACAUCUUCAUUCCCAGAGAUCGAAGAACUGGUGAUUCUCGAGGCUUUGCAUUUGUUCGCUACAAGUACCAAGAUGAGGCACAGAAGGCUGUUGAAAGGCUUGAUGGAAGAGUUGUUGAUGGUCGGGAGAUAACAGUUCAAUUUGCUAAGUAUGGUCCAAAUGCAGAGAGGAUCCAUAAGGGAAGGAUUGUUGAAUCAUUUCCCAGAUCAAAAUACAGGUCAAGAAGUCGCAGCCCUCGAAGAAGGACUCGAGAUGAAAACAGAGACAGGGAUUAUAGAAGGCGAAGCCGCAGUAGAAGUUUGGAUAGGCAUGAGCGUGACAGAUAUCGUGGGAAAGACAGGGAUUAUCGUCGACGGAGCAGGAGCCGUAGUGCCAGUCCUAAUUAUUCCAAAGGACGGGGUAGAGGUCGUUAUGAUGAUGAACGGAGGAGUACUAGUAGAUCUUUAAGUCGUUCCCCUGCUCGAGGUAGUCCCAGCCCUAGGAGAAGUUCUUCUCCACGCAGGUCUCCACCUGCUAAGGGUGAGAGCCCUGAUAGGCAUAGCAAUGAUAGAAGAUCUCCAUCUCCUCGAGGAGUUUCUCCCCAGGACCGUCAUGUUGAUUCGCGAAGUCCAUCAGUGCGAAAUUCAGAUGUUGAUGAAUAAUUUUUGCGGGCUGCGUGGAAAUGUGGAGACUAUGAGUGGUUAUUCCAUAGGACUAUGUUGCUAAUGUUGAGGAUAUUUUAUCCUCCUGCAAUUUCUGAUCCGAACUUUU